GAUACGUCACUGAAGACUAAGCAGUGUGUCUAGCUUCAUUUUUUACAUCUGGAAGUAUCUAGACGUGAUAGCUACGAUUUUGCGAAGAUGGUUUGCGAGAAGUGCGAGAAGAAACUGGGGCGGGUCAUCACUCCUGAUACCUGGAAAGAUGGAGCUAGAAACACAACAGAGAGUGGUGGUCGAAAGCUUAAUGAAAAUAAAAUGCUGACAUCAAAAAAAGCCAGGUUUGAUCCCUAUGGCAAAUCUGGAUUUGCCACUUGCAGAAUAUGCAAAAGCUCUGUCCAUCAGUCUGGUUCACACUACUGCCAGGGAUGUGCUUACAAGAAAGGAAUUUGUGCCAUGUGUGGGAAGAAGGUUAUUGACACCAAGAACUACAAACAGACCUCGGUUUGAUCUAUUCUCUCUUGCUGGAGAUUUUGUGUUUAGCUGAGAAGAGGAUGUUCGUGGAUGAUUAUGUUGACUCUACUAUGUGUUGAGAAUGAUCAUUUAGGUUCACAAAAGAGUUUAAUUUGCAGUGUUUUAUGGCAAAGUGCUGUGAAAGGAGUGUACUGGAUUAUGACUGUAUUUAUAUGAAAAUAUGUCAGUGGUAUUUUUCUCUCACUUAACCUUAGAGCAAUAUAUUGGCUUGCACUGUUUGGACAAUGUAGAUAGAUGCCUUCUUUAAGUAUAUUUGCUGGAGAAUAUUUUUUGUAAAUAUUCUCAUUCAUUUUUUUUUAGUAAAUAAUUUAUCAUUUUAAUACUACCAAGCA
Molecule: messenger RNA, 749 nt
Organism: Rhinichthys klamathensis goyatoka
Lineage: Eukaryota; Metazoa; Chordata; Actinopteri; Cypriniformes; Leuciscidae
Gene: cript
Product: cysteine-rich PDZ-binding protein
Exons: 5
Coding region: 88-393 (101 amino acids)
Biological process (GO): cytoplasmic microtubule organization
Cellular component (GO): dendrite
Molecular function (GO): microtubule binding; PDZ domain binding
Source: RefSeq, a predicted model, not a curated record